Rubroshorea leprosula is the source of this 1328-nucleotide messenger RNA. The record is from the annotation of a GenBank genome assembly. NCBI's taxonomy places the organism in Eukaryota, Viridiplantae, Streptophyta, Magnoliopsida, Malvales, Dipterocarpaceae.
ACUUAUUUACAUGGAUAGUUCAUAUUCAUCUAAGCUCUAAAGUAUUCACAACAAUAAUUGUGAACAUGAAUCCUCAACUCACCUCUUUUGAUGGGAAUCAAGACGAAAGCAUAUCUACUAUACAUCAUGUGAUCAAAUCCCUUGUCGUGUUUUUCUUUGAUGGAAAAAUGAAGCACAGAAAGCUCUUCUCUUCCUCGGCAGGAACAAACUCCACUACAGAUUGCUUUGUGUUGUGUGACUACUACUAUUUAUCCCCACCGCCGCCGCCACCACCUCCUAGCUCGAAAAGUUCAACUCACAUUUCUCUUUAUGUCAUUGUCAUAGUUUCUUUCGUCGCCGGAUUCUUCCUUUUAGUUAGUUAUUUUGUCAUCAUAGCCAAGUGCUGCCGGUCAAGGAACAACCGACAACAGGAAGCUGAACAUGGUACUGAUGAAGAGGUUAUUGAUGAGAACCGGAUUGAUCAUCCGUAUUGGUUCAUCACCACCGUUGGCCUGCAACAGUCGGUGAUAAAUUCGAUUUCAGUCUGUAAGUAUAAGAAGGGUGAAGGGUUGAUCGAAGGAACGGAAUGCUCUGUCUGCUUGAACGAGUUUCAGGAAGAUGAAAUGCUGAGGUUAUUGCCUAAAUGCAACCAUGCUUUUCAUAUUUCCUGUAUUGAUACCUGGUUGAGGUCUCACACCAACUGCCCCGUGUGUCGAACCGGCAUAGUCUUUAACAGCAUCCGUAAUACUCCGAUACCCUCAAGCGAACUGAAUUCCGGUAACAUGGAUGGAAUCUCUGGUGCCCGGAUUGGAAAUUCAGAGAUUGAAAAUGAAUUGGAUCCAGGCAGGGAGAAUCAAGAGGGAAUUUCUGAUGUUUCUGAAAACAGGGGAGGAACAGAGGAUAGAGGUCACGUUUCAAAGGACAAACAAGUCAUAAUUAGGAGGUCGGUUUCCAUGGAUUCUUGUGCAUCUGCAAGCCUGUGUCUAGCAUUGGAAAAUUCACACCCAGUUGAGUCAGAAGGAGUGAGUUCUGAGGAUGAUCGGAGGUCGAAUUCAGGCAAGAAGACGUCGGGAAAUUCUUCUUCAUUUUCCCAGUUUCUUCACUUGAGUCCUGUUAGGAUGAAGAGAUCAUUGUCAUGCAAUGGGAGGUUUCUCUCAUCCAAACAUGGCCUUAGCCCCAGUGCAAGUGAAAAUGAAAAAGAAAGAUUAAUAUCUCAUCCAGAAGGCUGAUUUCGGUCGAAUCCGGGAGUGGAGUUUGGGGCAAAUCUUCAACUUUCAAUGGGGUCCAGUCCAAAAGUCAAACGACAUCCGGUUCGUCCGUUCGAUUGGGAAUAAGGGUCAAUGAGCAAA